Molecule: messenger RNA, 10840 nt
Organism: Gallus gallus (chicken)
Lineage: Eukaryota; Metazoa; Chordata; Aves; Galliformes; Phasianidae
Gene: ZDHHC15
Product: zinc finger DHHC-type containing 15
Exons: 15
Coding region: 2364-3410 (348 amino acids)
Biological process (GO): protein targeting to membrane; peptidyl-L-cysteine S-palmitoylation; synaptic vesicle maturation
Cellular component (GO): endoplasmic reticulum; Golgi apparatus
Molecular function (GO): protein-cysteine S-palmitoyltransferase activity
Source: RefSeq, a predicted model, not a curated record
GGGGUUCUGCCCAGGAGGGCUUGGGAGCGGGUGGGGAAUCACUUGCUUAUCCCUGUUCGGCUCUGCAAGACGGCAUGGAGGGCCUGUAUGGAGAAGAUGUUGCCAUGAGGAAUUCACGUUUCUUACUUCAGCAGCGUGAGCUGGUGACCCAUCCUGUGUCCCCACCAAUGCUGACACCCGCAGGUCCCUCCCCUGUCCCUCCGGAGAAGCCCUGGGCGGACGAAGCGCAGGUCGGCAUUGUGUGGACUACAGCUCCCUCUAAUGGUAUUCCCUAAUCCUGACUCUUUGGCCCAUUACUCCUUUGAACUUCCUGAGACGGCAGCGGGCAGAUGGAGCAGCUGAGUUCUGGCCUGUUUGAGACAAACUGGGGAGGCUACCGAGAAACUCCAGCUACAGCAACGCCUGUUGUCUGUCUGUGUGAGCUGUGGGUCAUGCUGCAGCACUACACGCAGCAGUCCGGAUGGCAGCCAGGAUAUUAAUUGGUAGCUACAGAGCUUGGUAUGGCCUGGCUCUGGACCCACUGUUUGGUUUGGGUUGUUUCAUUCUGUUUUGUUUUGUUUUGUUUUCUGUAAUCAGCUGUUUUAUUUCCAUUUUUUAUGAAGAAAUCGUAUUCUAACUAUUCUGCUGGAGCUGAGUUCUGUGUUCUUAAAGGCCAAAUCUGAUCAGCGUGGAUGGAAUGUUCAUUGUAAAGAUCUAUCUAGGUACCUACAAGUACUCUAUGUGAUAGUUCAAGAUACAAGCAAGGUAGGGAUUGCUGCUGUGUUUUCCUACAGUAAAUAACAAAAUGGGGCAGCUUUGGGGCCCCCAAGCCUUCUUCAGAUCCCCGGGAGAGGUGGCAAUGCUGGGCUCUCAGCUGGCAUCUGAGGUUGUCUUUGGUUCAUGGAUUAUCCCAAACUCUUGGAUAUCCCUGUUGCUGAUAAGCAGUGGGUGAUAUACCUGGACAUGAAUACAUCUGGCAAUAAAAAGACAUCCGCUUUUACUUCACACACAAACCAGGCUGAAAGGGUGAGAUCUUCACUAGGCUCGGCUUAUUUUUAUUUACAACUGCUUUUCAAGCUAUCCUUCUACAUGCCUUCAGGGCUUGCAUUUAUUACAAGCUUAUGCAAGAUUUUGAAGUUAGCAGUAGUGAAAGCCACUUGACCAGCUUUGACUUUCCGGAGCUGAGUAUCAUUUCGAAAUGCCUGCUGCAGUCUGUGCUCGAUUUCAUGUCCAACGCUGGGAAUAUAAACUGCAUUUUUCAGUCGUGAUUUUCUAAAGGGCAAAACAAUUAAGGAUUUUCUACCAUAUGUAGUUUUCUUAGAGCUUUUUCUCAUAUGACUGGCAGCAUUUUGGUGAAAUUGGUAGGUGUGAGUUUUCUGUAAUAGGCAAAUCAUAUAAACUGGCAUUUGUUUCCUGGUUUUAUGUUUUCCUGAUGUAUUUUAGGUUUGGGGUUUUUUUUUACCAAUGACAAAGCCAGUGCUGUUUUAGCUGGUAUCAGUCUUAUUCUGGUCUGUGAACUGCAGGCCUUUGUAAGGGCACAUUUCCUGGUGUUCGCCGUGGGCAGUGGCACUGCUGAGUCACCACCACACCCUUUCUUUGAGCACCCAAAAAAGUUAUGGUUUCCUCUUUUGAGAAAAAGCCAGAAGUCAUGAGACUUCUUUAAAUUGCCCUAAAGCUGCUACGCUUACUUGUUUCAUCUUCUUUGCUUAGUGAUUAGUUCUUGAUGGCGGUUUUCAGAAGUCUUGUUAUGCAUGUGGGUGAAAUCACAGCUUUUUGAGCUCUGCAGAAGUUUUUGCCUCUCUGUUUCAGGGCUGUGUGAUGUGUGUUAUCAGAAAACUGCUCCUGGUCAGAGUGGAACUCUAUAGAGAUUACUUAGGAUAAUCCCAUGUUUUCCUAAACCACUCUCUUAAAUUGAACUAUUUGCAACUGCUUCAGUUGCUAUGGAGCAUAGUUACACUGGCAAUCCAAAGAGGACUUUCUUUGCUUUAUAAAAUUGGCUGUAGCUCAACUUCACAUUCAACGUUUAUGUGGAAUAACAUCUGUAGUGUUGAUUUCUGAAAAGGGCUCAAGGUACCUUAUACCACUAACAGCUAAAUCCAGCUGGCAGUUUCAAGUGGGGAGCUACCAUUUGAACCACACGUGCAAAAAAUACAUUAUAGGAACUGCCAGGUCUGAAGGUCGCAUGAUUAUUUUGUGUGAAAGAGCUUUAUUUGGGAAUCUCUUACCUCAGAUGAGCUCGUGUUUAUAUGACUAAGUCUCCCCUGGAACCCAAUGAAACAAAAGAAUUUUGAAGACAAUCCAUGUGGAUCUUAGAACACAUAGGAAAAAGUGGAUGUUGAACAAAAAAACAGUCUUAACUUUAUUUACAGAGGUAUUAUCUGAAAAUGUCUGCUCCCUUUUACAGAGUUCCACUGCUAUCUGUUGGAGAGGUUGCCUUCCUGCUCUAUAAACAAACAUGCAUGAAAAAUGUACCACGGAUGUGCUGUGCUCCUGUCUAUGUCAUCAGUAGUUCUGAAAUUUUAGGAGGAAAGAUUCUGCGCGUCACUUCAGUGACACUCAGCAACCCUGCAGAAAAAGUGGCCUAUCUCAUAAUAUUCCAUAUUCUCUUUGUGCUCUUUGUGUGGACAUAUUGGAAGUCUAUUUUUACUCUUCCGGUUCAGCCAGGCAAAAAGUACCAUAUGUCCUACGCUGACAAAGAACGCUAUGAAAACGAAGAAAGGCCAGAGGUGCAGAGGCAAAUUCUUGCUGAAAUUGCGAGGAAGCUGCCAGUGUACACGAGAACGGGGAGCGGAGGUAUUCGGUUCUGUGAUAGAUGCCAGCUAAUAAAACCGGAUCGUUGCCACCACUGUUCUGUUUGUGCUAUCUGUGUCCUAAAAAUGGAUCAUCACUGCCCAUGGGUGAAUAACUGCAUUGGAUUCUCUAACUACAAAUUCUUUCUACUCUUCUUAGCCUAUUCUUUGUUGUAUUGCCUGUAUAUUGCUGCAACAGUCUUCAAGUAUUUCAUUAAGUAUUGGACAGGUGAACUGACUAACGGACGUUCCAAAUUUCAUAUCCUUUUCCUUCUCUUUCUGGCGGUUAUGUUCUUUGUUAGCCUUAUGUUUUUGUUUGGCUACCAUUGCUGGCUUGUCAGUAGGAACAGAUCUACUUUAGAGGCUUUCUCAACUCCAGUAUUUCAGAAUGGCCCAGAUAAAAAUGGGUUCAAUCUUGGCUUUGUAAAGAAUCUCCAGCAAGUGUUUGGAGAAGAAAAAAAGCUGUGGUUGCUACCUAUUGCCUCCAGCCAGGGCGAUGGACAUUUUUUCCCAAUGAGAGCUUUGUGUGAAGCUCAGAAUCCUCUUCUAUCAAAUGAAGAGCAGUGGGAAGAUGAUGGAAUAGAUGAGGAGCCUCAUGAUUCCGGUGAAGCUGCGUCCCUUGCCAUAGAAAGGGAGACAUAGCGGUUUGCAAAUGGCAGCAGUAGAAAGCUUGUUCAGAAAGCUUCCCUCUCAGGAGUCAACAUCCCUUCUCUCUGCAUGGACUUCAGUUUUGAGAGGCAGAAAAUAAGUGGAUCUUCAAGAUGUAAAAGCAUCAAGAAGUAUCAUUUGAUUGGAAUCUGCAUUCUAGAGUGCUUCUCCAGAAAUCCUGCUAUCCAGAUGUUUCAAGGCUUUAUAAGUUUAAGUUAUGGAGUGAAUGGAACAGUUUUACAGAGUGAUUCUGGCCAACCUUCUUUGGCCUGCUCUCUUUAUUUUAUAAAUAAUAUAUAUUUUUUAUUCAAAAUAGGUUUAAAAGAAAAAAGUAUUGAUGCGAGUGCAUUUCCAAAGGCCUUUUCGUUUUGCAAACAUCAGGGACUUUAGUUCUCAAAAUUCUUCCAAGCCAUAAUAUUCUUGGGGAUGGUAUUUAUACUGAGACUGAUGCUCUAACCUCCUCAGCCAGGUGGCGUUUUCUAGUAUGUUUAAAGUUCUGAGUCUGUUCAACUCGGUGAGAUACAGACUCACUUAAAUUUGGCACCAAAUUGAUAGUUGAUAUAUUUGUGUUGAAAGAAAAAGCACUGAAUGUGUGUAUAUACAUGUGCAACUGUAUAUGAAAACAGAACGAUCACAUUGCCAGUAUCAAGAUUCAAGAAUAUUGUGGCCACAGAUGCUUUUUUUUCUAGGGUAGUGUAAAUAUCUUACAGUUUGAGUUACAGUGCCCUUCAAUUCUACUUAGGGUUACCUAAAGCGCAAACAGGAAUUUUAGGCAGCACAACGUGCGUUAAUUCCUAGGGCUAAAAGGACAGUGUAUGCAUAGUAAUUAGAGCAUUAUCAACUUGUUCCCGGGCCCGUGUUCCAUGGAAAAUCUUGUUUGUGGAGUCAGAAAGGAAGAUAUAGGUUUGAAACCCACAAGUUGGAAAUGUGUGCUGAAUUUUUAGCUCCCACAGUUGUGCUUGGAGUAUAUGUUCCACACAGGUAGUUUCAGCCCCGUAAUGCUGAAGAGACUUUUGAUGUACUGAAUUAUCUCAAACUUCUUCCUCAGUAGAUGUAUUGACUGAUAUUUAAAAGGUUUUUCAGCACCAAGAGGUGAUUAGAUUCUUUAUUUUGUUCCAUUUGCAAUUAGAGGAGUGUAUUGUUAUUUUUACUGUGUGGAAUGGAACUGAGAAUUUGCUGGCAGGAUUAUAUGUAUUUUUCUAGAUCCGAGUCGCUAUUUUAUCUGCAUGAUUCAGAGCUGGCAACUCCAUCUCUCAUGUUUUGAAUGAGGUGCAUGUUUACUGAAUUGGUAUGCUGCUUUUAAGAUCAUUUGUUAGCAUUUUCUAUCCUGGUUUUGUGUUUGUUCAUCAGCCCGUUUGUGUCUGCUUUAACUACAGAAGCAGUUGUCAUGAGAAAUCACCUGAUCUAAGUGUCUGUUGGUGACAAAGGCCUUGGCGACAGAUGAAGACUCUUCUCCUCUGUUUCCUCUGUCGUGCUACCAGUGGAAGUGUGUUAUAAGACAGAAGAGAUGUGCAGAGACGUUUUGUCGAUGAGUAGACAUUUAACUACCUGGUAUAAACCGUGCCCUUUGGACAUGGUGUUUUAUAUGUCAGGCUGUACUUAGGAGUAGCACAGGCAAUAGAGUCUGCAAAACGGGCUACUGCUGAAGUUCAGUUCUCAGAAAUUCGGGCAGGUUCUCCCAGUCUAUCUUACUGUCCUUUCUCUUCAGAGUUGUAUGGAAUUCUCUUGGAGUAUUCCUACUUUGGCCACUUCAGUUGGGUGGUUCUGUCACCGGGUGGCUGUUGACCACUGAAGCUAUUUUUCUUGCUAAAUCUCAACCUGCGUUUCUCGGGAAUGAGUCUCGUGCUCAGUUUUAAGCUGUGAAAGGCAAUAUUAGAACUGAUCACAUUGUUUCUGGUAAAACGUAUUCUGGAGGGGGGAUUGUGAGAAGGAGGUGCCAGUUAUUUGCUGUAGGAAGCGUGUAGGAAUUUAGCACCGUUACUUGUGUAUUUGUGCCUUUAAAACUCUAAAUUCCUUGUAUAUAAAAGCAGGAGGAUAAAUUGCUGACUGUUCCAUUCUGCCAGCUGAAGUGUGUUUUUCAGAUAGGAAUAUCAAAGCUGUGUGAAGCUGUGUGGAUUUACAAGAGUUUUCUGAGCAGGAUCUUGUGUCCUUUUGAGGUUUGGUUCUGUUUACAGCCAUGUCAUUAUUUUAAUGCUAUUUCUCUGCCAAGCAAAGCAGCAGAAGAACUACCUAAAAGAACUGCGGGCUGCAUCUCUACUUGCUGUCUAGAUGCAGCACUGUUCAUUAGUUAGUAAGUAAAAUCUGUUUUUGUCUUGUGGUUAUUAUUAAAACAGAUAUCUUUAUGAUAAUGCAGCUAUCCAGUUCAGAUUUAGAAGCAGCUUUAAAAGUUUCCAACUACUUAAAUGAUGCUUUGGCAUCUGUCCCUAUCUUACUCUUACUAAAUAAACUUGCUCGUAGUUAGAUAUGGCAAAUUCUCCUUUUUCUUAAAAGCAGCUCAGCUGCACAAAUACUCGUGCAGAUAAAAGUGAUAAGCAGUGUGAUAGCUCAGAGCCACUUCAGUAUCUGCACCAGUCAGGUUUUUGAAUGCGUCAGGAUGGAAUGUGAAACAAAUACUGAAGGAGGAAAAAACUCUGGUGUGUCUGAGUGAACAAACUCCAUUUUGUUCUCUUCUGUUUAAUUGAAAGAGAUAUACUUAUUCUGUGCCGAGUAUUUGUACUGUGUAUGCUGAAUUCCAGGGCAGUCGGUGCUGUGCUUUAACCCAGCAGCACCAUAUCAUGAGCCUCUGAGCAGCAGCCACCCACUCGGCCAAUUCCCCAUGAUUUUUCAAGGUUUUUUUCCACAUGAUGCCGUAUGAUAUGGAAUAUCCAUUUGGCUAGUUGAGAUCAGCUGUCAUGGUUCUGUCCCCUCACUGGCAGGACAGUUCAAGGAGUAGAGAAACUGAAAGGUCUUUAGCUCCACGCAGCACUGCUCAACAGAAACUAAACAUCAGUGUUUAUCAACAUUGCUUUUCUCCUAAAGCCAAAGCACUGCAUUGUGGCAGACACUAUGAAGGAAAAGUCAACUCUGUCUCCACUGAAAGCAGAACAGUCAGGCAGGCUCCUCUGCCUGCCAAGGUCAAAGCUGAUGCAGAGAGCUGCAAUGAAAAGUCUGGGGGGUGUUCACCAAAGCUGCAAGUGAGCAGCUGGAUCACUGGGGGAAACCUGUUUCUCCAAGUAGUGCUGCUGAGAUCUGUUUGCUCCGUGCGUUAUUGCAGCUGAUGCUUCAAACGUCACUGCAGAUGACCUAAUAAGGAGGACACUGUUUUUUCACUUGGCAUUUUUGGCCUUUAAGAAACCUGUUAAUUAGAGAUCUGGGCAGCACUAAAGCACUGAUUUUGACUGCACCUCCUGCUACCUAUGGCUUUAAAGCUGGGUUCCUAUUUAGUUUAUCAUUUGGCUUUGUUUUCUUAGAUUCUGUACUAAAGUUGCAUACAAAGAAUGUAGUAUAUGCAGGUUCUGCCAGGUCUGCUAGGUAAGUGCACUGAGAAGCAAAUGCUUCAGGCUGUCUGCAGGCACUGCUGCAGGUAAAAGAACAGCUGAACUAUUCAGCUGAGUGCACCUUAGUGGUUUUUUUUAACAUGCAAAUAGCUCUUUGAUGGGUAAAAUGCAUUUCCACUUUCACUGGUGUGGUCCUGCAGGCUCAGUCUGCAUGAUACAUUGUGGAAGAGGCCCAAAGUAACUUCUGUCCUCAAUGGAUAUCAGACUGCCAGGAAUUGUAGAAGCAUCUGUCCGUGGAGAACAGUUUUGCUGGCCUAGCUUCGUGUAGCCAAGGGAGGGGGAAGAGCACUCUGUGUUGCCAGCAGGCUGCGGGCACAGCGGUGCUCAGUGCGCGUCAGGCCUUGGGCUGCCUGCUGGGCUGCCUGCCUGUACUGUCCAGAUUGCUUGCUGGGAAUGUGGGAGCUGGAAUACAGCCAUCAGAAGCUGUAAUUCUACCAGCCAUCAUCAGCUAGCAAUGCGCGUGGCUGGAGCGAGAUCCUGUGUCUCAGUAUCAUUCACCUGCAGUGUCUCUAGAAGUGCUGAACACACCAGUGAGCUUUGUUCACUUAAAUCAGGGCACAGUAGUGUGAGAAUUCAGCCUGUGGAUGGCAUACCUUGCCUUUGGCCUUUCGUGGUCUCCAUUUAAGUGUUUUACGAAUGCUUCCUAUAGUGGGAGUGAGAACUUUUCCAAGUGGAUGCCAUUGUGUGAAAAAGAAAGAAUUCUCUUGCUGGAUUGUACUGUGGUAGCUGCCACCCUGUCUUAUCCCUGUUCUCUUAGGCUAAUGCUCCAAAAUAACAAACCACCUCCUCACCUCCCUCCUUUCUCCCAUUUACAUUCAGGUAGGCUGUACUUUUAGAGAAGGCAUCAUAUUGAUGCCUCUGCAGAUUGUAUUGUGUGAAGUCCUAUCUUUGGCCGGUGAGUGCUGUCCAAGGAAUUAGGGCUGUAGUAAGCAUCACUGCACUGCACCUUUUUUUCUCUUGCUGAAUUGGUACAGUGCUUUUGGAGUAGAAUAAGAUUGUAUUCCUCUGAACAAGGAGUAGUACUGUAUGUUUUAGUAGGCUGUAGUAGUGCAUGUAGAGUACUGUAGCUGAUGGGGCCCGGGAAGCUUUUUAAUAGCACUACAGCAAUGAAUGUUUACUUCCUGGAACAAGCCAGAAAUGUGAUUCAGCAAAAUCUGUAAGAGCUGUAGUUUUUAUAUUCUGUAUGCUGGUGUGGACUGAAAGCACAACUUAGGCGUUAGUGACAAAACUUGAUGUGUAAAGUCUGUAACAUGAUAUGAAUGUAAAAUGUCAGGGAAAAGUAGAAAUUAACCUUUUCUUCCCUGUAGUUAGAUAUAAAGGAAGAUGUGUUGCAGUGCAUUCAGGGACCAGCUGCCUCCGACGCAGUCGAUAAGCCAGCAGCACAGAUUUGCUGUUUGCAUAGCUGGCUCAUUCAUGAGUGUUGAAUUAGCAGGCUAAGGAGGUACUGUUGAUCUUGUUUAUUAAGCCAGAAUUAAUUAACUCAGAGUCACAUUUUCAUUUCCAUGACUCUUUUGGUACAAAGUUUCGAAAUUGAUCCAUGCUACUUGAAAAUAGCUUGAUUUUAUUGAUAUUUUUCCAAUUCUGUCAGCUUCUGUUUUGUUAUAGAGCAGUUGUUCUGAAGCCAUCAAUUAAAGCAUCUCCAUGGUAGAGUGGCUUUUUUCAUUAAAAUAAAGGCCUGUCAAACAGUUGGGCUGUGAUGAGCGUGUCCAGGCUGUGGCAGUAUGAUGUACCCUUCCUGCUUAAUGCUUAUUUCCUUUUCUGGUAAUUAACACUGAGAUCGUGCCUACCCUUAGUUUUGUUCUUGCUCUGCUUUUUCUCUUUUCCCUUUUGCUCUUCCUCCUGAAUAUGUAGUUGAAAUAUCUCAGCUUUCAGCUGUUCGUGUGGUUUUGUUUGGAUGCUAACAAGGGGAGAGGGUGUCACUUUAAACAGCUGGGCCAUGUAUUUUAUUUGUAAUAAUCUUCAUGUUUGUCAGGGACCGGUUUGUGUUUCCUUUUGUUCCCAGAGCAGUGGGAUCCAACUUUCUGCAUUGCUUUUCUGUUCCCUAAAAAAUCUUUGUUUUCUCACUUCAGUUUGAAUUGUAAACCUUGUGAAGUAAAAUGUAAGUUUGCUUUUCAAAUAUGAGCACAUAAGCUGGUUACGCCUUCAUGCUGCUUGAAAUAUGUAUUUUUUCUGCAUAAGGUUUUAAGAUUUACAGCAGUAUUUGCUAAAGCUUUAGUGAAUAACAAGCACUGUUUUAUUAAAAAAAAAAAAGUAGGUUUCUGUUAAGAAAAAAAAAGGAUAAAGGGAUCAUCCUUGGUUCUUAUUUCAAUUGUGCUUAAAAAAAGGCACAAUUGGUUGCAUCAAGUACUAGGAUCAAACAGCUGAUGUAACUCAGAGGUUUUAUACCUGAUGGCACUUCUGUAAUCUCAGGACUUAGUAGGCUUAAACUACUCCUGUAUUAUGGGGCUACGGGAAGCCCAGGGAGGAAAAAAUGUCUUUGUCCUCUCUGUCUCCUUUCUGAACUGGAGUUGUGUGCUGCACCUCCUCAGAUCACCACUCUCCUCUCCAAGAGAAAGGAGAUUCCGUGGAUUAUUGAAAAUGUUGGCCUGUUUUCUUUUCCCUGCCUGUUCCUGGAGGACCCAGGAUGUGUACGAGCAUCACAUUCUCGUAUCAGCAUCUGGCAUCCUGCUGAUGUAAUGAAGCUCCUGGGUUGGUGCAGACGUGGCCUCCAGUGAGGAGCAGAGGAGGUAUUUCCGACGCAGAGAUGAUGUGAAGAGGUAGGUGGGACACUUGUGCUGAUUUGAAUGAAGUCCACGUGCAGGCAUUCUUCUUUCACAGUUAAGCUCACUAGUAACUUCUGUUGUGCACUGAUCGCCUCGACCUGAGCUAUUCUGACUGAUUUGGGAUUGCAGUGUUGGAGCAGAGAGCCUCCCGUGCUCCCUGUCCCAGCUUCCCUCUGGUUACUAGCACAGAAAACAGAAGUUGCUGUAAAUUACUCUCCCUGUUCAGCUGCUUUUCAGCUGAGAAUCAUUUGCCUGAUUUGAAAAUGGGUAUCUCGAAGAUAAAACUUAAUUCUCAGGAUUAGAUUUCAAAUCUCUCUGUGUGUUAGAAUUCAGCAUUAGAAGCUGUUUUUAUGUUGCUUUAAAAUAAAGCAGUUUGGCUCGUUAGUGUCAAUGGAUGGUUUUGAUUUGGUCGGAAACCUUGCAUGAAGCAGGACACAAACCAACAGCUGCUUUGGGACUAGUCAGCUCCAUUUGAGAGCCAAGAUACUACCUCUUCAGCUGGGCCAGAACUUUCUCUGUAAACCACUGUAGCGUAAAGAGCUUUUCAUAUCAAGGAGGACUGGCUUCUCGGGCUCUGUGCCAGUAACUGCUGAAUUAUUUGGAACAGUAUAAUAAACUUCAUUUUAUUGAUUUAUUGCUUUCGGUUGCUUGAGAGGUAACCAGUAUGGCCUGGUGUUGGUAUUUAUAAAAAUCCUGAGUCUGCAAGAUCUGCGUAAUUAACAUUAUUCUGUUCAAUAAUGGAAUGACGCUCAGAGCUAUGUUGUUUGAUCCCUUGAUUUUGUAGAAAGCAAAUGUUUUCCAGGGAACAUUGCAAACGGUCUGCUGACAGCAUGUGGAUGUUUAGUACAGAGUUCAGGAGUUAAUGCUGUUGCCAGCAUUGAUACUUUUGAUAUCAAAGGGGUUUUUACAAAAGCUUUGGAUACUUGUUUUUACUGUCCAACAGAUGUCUUUAAUAUGAUUGUUUUGUGUAUGUUUCACUAGCAUUUUCCACGUGUUUGUAUGGUUUCUACAGGUGAAUAUACUGUACAUUCUGCUUUGUCAUUUUCUAUUAUGGUUUAUACUAGAAAGCCUGCAUGGUUUACACUGUACCACAGGCAAGGACUGCAUUAAAACCAUUUUUGGUUAA